AUGAUUUGGAAGUUUCCUCCAAAUAAAAGAGAUGAAAUCCAUCGGGCUUAUAUUAAAGUUGGGCCAAAUCAACCCAUUCUUGAUAAUUAUCUAUUUUCUGGUGAUAAAAGUCAUCGUCGCUUUCAAGCUUCAUGGUUUAAAUUGUUUCCAUCUUGGUUAGAAUAUUCUAUAGAAGAUGAUGCUAUAUAUUGUUUUUUGUGCUUUCUUUUUGCUAAGGAACCUUCAAUCAAUACGGGUUCAAAUACUUUUAUUGAGAAUGGUUUCAGAAAUUGGAAAAAAGUAAAUAGUGGAAAAGAAUGUGCUCUUUUGAAUCACAUUGGCAAAGGUCCCAACUCAUUCCAUCAUAAGGCACUGAAAUCAUGUGAUGAUUUGAUGAAACAAUCACAACAUAUCGACAGACUUCUUCAUAAGCAAACAUCAGAAGAGAUUGAAAAGAAUCAAAUUCGACUAGGAGCAUCUAUAGAUUGCAUUAGAUGGUUGACAUUUCAAAGUUGUGCAUACAGAGGACAUGAUGAAAGCCAAAGUUCAAGCAACAGAGGUAACUUUUUGGAAAUGUUGAAAUUUUUGAGAUCUUACAAUGAAAGAGUGAAAAAGAAUGUUUUGGAAAAUGCUCCAAAAAAUGUUAAGUAUACUUCAAAUGAUGUCCAAAAAGAAAUUCUAUAUAUUCUUGCUACUAAAGUGAGAAAUUCAAUUAGAGAAGACAUUGGAGAUGCCAAAUUUUGUAUUAUUGUUGAUGAAGCUAGAGAUGAAUCUAAAAAGGAGCAAAUGGCCAUUGUUUUGAGAUUUGUUACUUUAGAUGGUUUUGUUCAAGAGAGAUUCUUUGAUCUUGUGCAUGUCACUGAUACUUGUGCAACAACUUUAAAGAAAGAAUUGAUUUCUGUCCUUUCUCAUUAUAAUCUCCAAGUUGAAAAUAUUAGGGGUCAAGGGUAUGAUGGUGCUAGCAACAUGCGGGGUGAGUGGAAUGGUUUGCAAGCUUUGUUUCUUAAAGAUUCUCCACAAGCAUACUAUGUACAUUGUUUUGCUCAUAGGUUACAAUUAGCAUUGGUGGCAACUUCAAAAGAGAUUCUUAAUAAUCUUUUUUACUAUUAUGUUGUUGACCUGACCUAUGUAUUACUAGCAUUAGGAGGCCACAGGGAAAACUUCCUCUUGGGUGAAAUUGUUAUCUAUCUUGGAACUCAGUUAGAGCCAAAAUAUCAUGAGAAUAUCUACCCUCCAAAUUCUGAUUCUACGCUCGAAAAACCUUACUGCGCUAUGACCUCCAAGUUUAAAGUCGAAAGAUCUGGUUCUCCAUCCCCCACAGAAGCUGGUAUCAUCCUAGGAGAAGCAGCCAUUGCAAUUGCAAGCUUACCAAAGGAACGAUUAUCACCAACGUAA
Molecule: messenger RNA, 1374 nt
Organism: Arachis stenosperma
Lineage: Eukaryota; Viridiplantae; Streptophyta; Magnoliopsida; Fabales; Fabaceae
Exons: 4
Coding region: 1-1374 (457 amino acids)
Source: RefSeq, a predicted model, not a curated record